UAGAACUUUACUAGUCAUCACUUCUCAGGAUGACUCAUUCUCACUCAUUCCAACCACCCUAUGCAUAUCCAAAAUGUUUCGAUGGUAGCCACCUCAUCGCACCACAUCACAUUUAUCCCGCCAAAUUUUCCAUUGGAUACUCAUUUGAUCGAAUGAGUAUUAUCGUUUUAAAGAGGCUCAAGGUAAAUAAGCCUUUUGCUCAAGGAACUGUGAUCGCCGGCCUGAUAGCCGUAAGCAACUUCGAGAUUUUACCGAAAUGCAAAUUCGUCCAGUGGCGGAUAUAAUCUCGAACAUUCUACUACAAACUGGAACCAUCUUUGGAAGGGGUUGGCCUGGGUUGGUCUUUCCCUUUUUGUUUAUCGGCGAAGGAAUCAGAGAGUGUGUAAGCAUGUAUGCGCAUGCCUAUUACCCUGCACCAAAGGCGCGUCCGUGGAGUCAUCUUCUCCUCCACAUGGCAACCACUAAAAGGGGUCAAUCAAUGUCUAAUCCUCGAGUAUGAGUGAGGAUGAGUUGAAUGUAAAAGCUUUGUAUGAUUUAUAUAAAAGGAUCCUGCUAUUGUCAUGAUGAAAGAGAACAAUUCUCCACAUCAGGCGUUUCACUUUUAUACCUUUUUACCUUGCCUGAAUCCCGGUUACUAUUACUUUCCGCUUGACCCUUCCCCUAUAGAGCAUACACGAAAAUAUCAAGAUUGCUCUCCAAAACGAGCGAGCAAAAUCGGAGAAUUCGAGACCAGCGACAAUGAUGUCUGAUACCGAGUUGGAAAAGAGUAAUGCGCCUUCAAUUGAUGAUUCGACAUCGAGAAAGAAGGAGAUCAGUCCAUAUGGCGCGGAAGUAGUAGAUGGAGAAGUAAACAAUAAUGGGCAGGUGGAAGAUGGUCUAGAAUAUCCAAAGGCUCUUGCAAUGGUGAUGAUAGUGGUUGCUUUAUCACUCAGUAUCUUUCUAGUUUCUCUAGAUAUGACAAUUGUGGUAUGUAUACUUUCUCUCUUCUGCCAAUGAAGAAUAUCAUUAAACCCUUCAAUCAAGUAGAUAACUGACAUUAACAACAGGCUACAGCAAUUCCCAAAAUCACUGAUCAAUUCCAUGGAUUAGAUCUGGUUGGCUGGUAUGGCUCGGCAUUCUUUCUCACCGUGGGAUCCUUCCAAUCAACAUGGGGAAAAGCGUACAAAUAUUUCCCACUAAAAAUCACCUUCCUCAUGUCCAUCUUCAUAUUCGAGCUAGGAAGCUUAAUCUGCGGUAUGUUCUCCCAAGAUGCACAUUCAAACACUGAAACUAAUUACAACCUCAUAGGCGUUGCCCCAAAUAGCACCGCUCUAAUAGUAGGCCGAGCCAUUGCUGGACUUGGAGGUGCAGGAAUUGCUUCCGGAGCAUAUACAAUUAUAGCAUUUGCAGCACGGCCCCAACAUCGCGCAGCAUAUACAGGGAUUUUGGGGGCAUCCUAUGGAGUAGCAUCUGUAGUUGGACCCCUUCUUGGAGGUGUAUUCGCAGAUAAAUUAACAUGGCGUUGGUGUUUCUAUAUCAAUUUGCCUAUUGGUGGUGUUGCCGCGGCUAUUAUUCUGUUUUGUGAGUACUCAUGAUUCUUCUUACUCUAGACAUAAAGCAUGAAAACUAAUAUUUCCACAUUCUAGUAUUUACUUCCCCUCCAAAUGCAGUACCGACGCCCGCUACCCUCAAAGAAAAGAUUUUACAAAUGGACCUCCCCGGAACCUUCACAAUCAUGGCCAGUCUCGUCUGUUUCUUCCUAGCUCUUCAAUGGGGUGGCCAAACUAAAGCCUGGAAAUCUGCCGAUGUGAUUGGUACUCUCGUCGGUUUCGUCUUUCUCAUCGUUCUCUUCAUCGUAAUUCAAUAUUUUCAAGGUGAACGUGGAAUAAUCGUCGGCCGUUUAUUGAAAGAACGUACUGUUUCUGUAGGAAUGGUAUACGUAUUUUUCCUUGGCGGUGGAUGGUUUAUUCUGCUUUACUAUCUCCCCUAUUACUUUCAAGUCGUUUCUGGGGUUUCGGCUGCUCAAUCUGGAGUUCGAAAUUUACCAAUGAUUAUUGGUACUACUAUUGCUACCAUUCUUUCGGGGGCAUUGAUCUCUGCAUUUGGUCACUUGUAAGUCUCCAUUCUACAUGAAAGUGAACAUUAAGUAACUAACAUACCUUUUCAGCGUCCCCUUCAUGAUUCUCGGUGCAGUUGGAGCAACAAUAGGAUGCGGACUUCUGUAUACCCUUGGUGCGGCCUCUACCUCCGCCCAAUGGAUAGGUUACCAGGCACUCACCGGUCUUUCUACCGGUUUCGCUUUCCAAAUCCCCGUCAUCUCCUCUCAGACCACCGUCUCCCCAGCCGACCUAUCAUCCGUUACAGCUAUGGUACUUUUCCUCCAGACCAUCGGCGGCGCAUUUUUCAUCUCCAUAGCCGAAGCAGCAUUUGCAAAUCGAAUUCUACAUGUUCUUCCACAUUACGCACCUUCUGUGUCUCCAGCCCGGGUAUUAUCAGUAGGAGUUGGCGAACUAAGAAAUGUAUUCGGGAAAGAGAGAGACACGAUUCAGGGAAUUAUAGAGAGUUAUCUACUGGGGCUGAAAGUUACAUAUGCUAUGGCGAUAACUUGUACAGGAAUUGCAUUUUUUGUCGCUUUGGGGAGUAGUUGGCCUUGGAAGAAUUUGAAGGGGAAGACAUCAAUGGGUGGUGCUGCCUAGAUGAUAUUACGUGUGCACUGUUUAGAGAGAGUAUUUACUAGAACGAUCUGUUUUGAAGAUAAUGGAUGAAAAUGAUUAAAAAACAUAGAACUGGUCAUCGA
Messenger RNA from Sclerotinia trifoliorum, 2776 nucleotides. The record is from the annotation of a GenBank genome assembly. NCBI's taxonomy places the organism in Eukaryota, Fungi, Ascomycota, Leotiomycetes, Helotiales, Sclerotiniaceae.